Molecule: messenger RNA, 1407 nt
Organism: Eruca vesicaria subsp. sativa (arugula)
Lineage: Eukaryota; Viridiplantae; Streptophyta; Magnoliopsida; Brassicales; Brassicaceae
Source: the annotation of a GenBank genome assembly
CAAUUUUUUGUCUCCUCCUGCUGCUCUCUCUCUCUCCAGCCGAUCGUACUCGAAACGAUGGACGCGACGAAGCUAAGUGAACUAAAGGACUUCAUCGAUCAAUGCAAGUCUAACCCUUCCCUUCUCUCCACACCUCCUCUCUCCUUCUUCCGCGAGUAUCUCGAGAGUCUUGGUGCUAAGCUGCCUACUGCUGCUAGUGGAGAACACAAAGACACCAAAGAGCAGAAGAGCUUUGUAGUGGAAGAAGACAGUGAUGAUGAUAUGGAGGAAACUGAAGAGCCGAAACCCAAAGUGGAGGUAGUUGAAGAAGAAGAAGAAGAAGAUGAUGAGAUUGUUGAGUCUGAUGUUGAGCUUGAAGGAGAAACCGUUGAGCCUGAUAAUGAUCCUCCUCAGAAGAUGGGAGAUUCAUCAGUUGAAGUGACUGAUGAGAACCGUGAAGCUUCUCAAGAAGCUAAGGGCAAGGCCAUGGAGGCUCUCUCUGAAGGAAAGUUUGAUGAAGCAGUUGAGCAUUUGACUCAGGCCAUAACGUUGAAUCCUACUUCAGCUAUUAUGUAUGGAAACAGAGCCAGUGUCUACAUUAAGUUGAAGAAGCCAAACGCUGCUAUUAGAGACGCUAAUGCUGCAUUGGAGAUUAAUCCUGACUCUGCAAAGGGAUACAAGGCAAGGGGUAUGGCUCAUGCCAUGCUUGGAGAAUGGGCAGAGGCUGCAAAAGACCUUCACCUUGCAUCUACCAUAGACUAUGAUGAGGAAAUUAGCGCAGUUCUCAAAAAGGUUGAACCUAACGCUCAUAAGCUUGAGGAGCACCGUAGGAAGUAUGACAGACUACGCAAGGAAAGAGAUGACAAAAAGGCUGCACGUGAUAGACAACGUCGCCGUGCUGAAGCACAGGCUGCCUAUGAUAAAGCUAAGAAAGAAGAACAAUCAUCAUCAAGCAGAGGUGGUGGUUUCCCCGGCGGAUUCCCUGGAGGUAUGCCUGGUGGCUUUCCUGGAGGAAUGGGAGGUAUGCCCGGCGGCUUCCCUGGAGGAAUGGGAGGUAUGCCCGGCGGCUUCCCUGCUGGAAUGGGAGGUAUGCCAGGUGGUUUCCCUGGAGGUAUGCCUGCCGGAAUGGGAGGAAUGGGAGGUAUGCCUGCCGGAAUGGGAGGUAUGCCCGGUGCAGGAGGCAUGCCCGGUGCAGGCGGUGCGCCUGGUGCUGGUGGUGCAGGUGCUGGUGGUAUGCCAGGUGGUGUUGACUUCAGCAAAAUAUUGAAUGAUCCUGAGCUAAUGACGGCAUUUAGUGACCCAGAAGUCAUGGCUGCUCUUCAAGAUGUGAUGAAGAACCCUGCGAAUCUGGCGAAGCAUCAGUCAAACCCGAAGGUGGCUCCGGUGAUUGCUAAGAUGAUGGGCAAGUUCGGAGGAGGACCUAAGUAG